Molecule: messenger RNA, 648 nt
Organism: Spirometra erinaceieuropaei
Lineage: Eukaryota; Metazoa; Platyhelminthes; Cestoda; Diphyllobothriidea; Diphyllobothriidae
Source: the annotation of a GenBank genome assembly
AUGGAAGGCAUUGUUGAUAGAUCACACUGUGCAACUAUUCACGAUGCCCCAACAGGAUCCGCGGACGAACUUCAUGGGGACAUAAAUACCAAUAUGGCAGCCCCUUCCUCUUCUCCAGUCCACUUCGACGAGGCAAUAGGGCCAGCCAACGACAUCCAAAUCGCAGAAAAUAGAGAAAUGCUUAACAAGGACCACUGUGUCAUAAUUCAGGGUCUCCCAGAGUCCUCCGCUAGUUCCCCCAGGGAACGAAUCGCUGCUGACUUAGAGCAAUUCCAGAAACUCCUAAAUGAAAUGCUGCAACCAACAGAAGAUAUCACAGUCCUAAAGGCGUUUCGUCUUGGUAGCCGUACAAAUGCCGCACCGAAGACGCGACCAAGACCCCUGAAAAUCGUCCUAGGUAGCAAUGACCAGGCGAAACGAAUCCUCUCCAGGCGUUUUCGAUUGAAGCAUUCUCAUAAAGGAGUGUUUUUUCUGCCGGACUACUCACCUGCCGAGAGAAUGAAACGCCGCGAACUUGUCCUAGAAUUGAGAAUACGGCAAACCAACGGAGAAAAAAACUUAACAAUCUACAAAGACCGGAUUGUCAAACGACAUUCCGCUCACCUCUGGAUCGAGCCGAUCCAAAUGACCGCAAAGCUACCCCAGUAG